AUGCCUCUGAAUACAGAAUUGACAGAUCUGUUAGACGAUUAUCUUUCUCAAGAAAAAUUGAUUUCUUUAACAGGAGUCACAGAUCUUAAUUGUGUCAAGUUCUUGGAAAUACAAGUAGAUAGCAGAAGCAUUGGACUUGGCCAACUAGGAAAGUUUGUUCCGAAUAUAGAGCAGCUCAAGUUGAACAAUAGCCAUGUUGAAUGCAUUAGAGACUUGGGUACAGGGUUUACCAAUCUGCGAGUUUUAUGGAUGCCACGAUGUGAGCUUGCGUUUAUUGACGGAAUUGGAUCGCUACGCUCACUUAAGGAAUUGUAUCUAGCAUAUAACCGCAUUACAGAUAUAAGUAGUAUUGGUAUGCUAGAGGAAUUGGAGAUUUUGGAUCUAGAAAGUAAUCUUAUAUCGGAUCUUGAACAGAUAGAGCAUCUUGCAGUAUGUCCAAAUCUUGAGGAGCUGAGUUUGCAGGGAAAUCCUUUGGAUCUUUUUCAAAAAGUAUUGAAUAAGAACAUGGAUGAUCCCAAAGGAAAAUUCAUAGAUACUAUUCAGGCUUAUAGAGAAAUUAUUGGAAAGACUAUCCCUCAGCUUAAAAUACUUGAUGAUUAUAGUAUUGGAGAGCUGCAUGUUCAAUACGAAACCAACUUUAACAUUAACACAGAAUAUCCUAGUGCAUUGUUUAAAGCGUGUAGUAAUGCUUUAGAAAAGAGUGGAGAUAAGCCACAUGGGGUCCCAAUACGCCCCGCUACUGCUCAAAGUCGAUUCGGCUCUAUACACAGUAAAGUCAUAGUAUCAGAUACUGGUAGCAAUCUAACACAUGGUAUAAGCACUGUUUUAACGGGAAAUCCUAUUAUGCUUCUUCGUGCUCGACGUAAAGAUCGGCCACGGUCUACAUCGACAUCAAAUUAUUCAGCUGCUUUUGAGGAUGCAUCAUUUACGGUGGAUCAUCCUUCUAGUCCAUCAACUUCUUGUACAGAAUGUGUUGAAAAAAGGAUACCUUUGGUCGGCAUGAAUAUUGUUGAAUUGCCAACACUGUCGAAUUCAGAAAACAAAAAUGCGACAUUACUAAAUAGUCAAAUGCCGACAGCAAAUUUAUUAUUGUCUGCUACUUCCAAUACACUUUCUCAAAUUGUCUUUACAGAAAAAACAGAGUUAAAUAGUAAAUGUCCUAAUGGAACAAAUGCUGGGACUGCAUCAGUUCCAACUCCACCCACUAGCGCGCCUAAACAUCAGAUUGAUAUAGGCAGAUCGCGUAGACGCAUCAACAUAUCAUCUGUUACAGCAAAAUAUAGACAGCAAGAGGAUGUUGGGGUCACGCUUGUUGAUGAUUUACGGCCACCACUCAAUCGAUAUCAUAUAUACUAA
Molecule: messenger RNA, 1356 nt
Organism: Batrachochytrium dendrobatidis JAM81
Lineage: Eukaryota; Fungi; Chytridiomycota; Chytridiomycetes; Rhizophydiales
Exons: 8
Coding region: 1-1356 (451 amino acids)
Molecular function (GO): protein binding
Source: RefSeq, a predicted model, not a curated record